Molecule: messenger RNA, 869 nt
Organism: Diuraphis noxia (Russian wheat aphid)
Lineage: Eukaryota; Metazoa; Arthropoda; Insecta; Hemiptera; Aphididae
Product: protein takeout-like
Biological process (GO): multicellular organismal reproductive process
Source: RefSeq, a predicted model, not a curated record
UUAGUGUCUGGUUUCUUACUAAAUAUUUGAAGCGUAAAGAUUACAUUUUAAAUUUAAAAAAAAUGACGAGUAGUAAUUAUAAUUUAUGUUUCUUGGCACUUGUACUUUGUAUGACUGACAUACGUUCUGAAAAUGAUUUUCACGACCAUACACGAACAACAAGGCUAUCUAAAAUAUUACGACCUUGUCAUCGAAGUGAUCCAAAUUUGAACGACUGUAUAAAAUGCGCCAUCGAAGACGUAAGGCCAUACUUAGCAAGAGGAAUCCCGGAAUUAUUUAUACCCUCCUGUGAACCACUUUACAUACCUGAAAUUGUGAUGAACCAAGGCAACAAAGGAAGUGUCAGCGUACAGUCAAUUUACCGAAAUAUUAGUGUGUAUGGACCGAGUCAAUUUAUAUUAAAAAGUGUUAAAGUGGAUAUGGAAAAAGAUAGGAUUCGAAUUAAAGUUUGGUUGCCUCAUCUGCGUAUGACGGCCAAUUAUUCGAUCGAAGGCAGAAUUCUAAUGUUACCCAUUUCUGGACAUGGUAUAAGCGAAGGAAAUUAUACAAAUAUUGAGGCUAAUGUUCUCAUCCAAGGUAAUACUAUUCAAAUUGAAGGUAGAAAUCAUUUCAAUAUCCAAGAUGUAGCCGUUGAUUUUCAAAUCGGUCAUGCAAGUAUUUACCUCAGUGACUUGUUUGAAGGCGACUUGGAACUUGGUGAAGCCAUGAAUACAUUCUUAAACGAUAACUGGAGACAUGUUGCUCAAGAAUUCAAACCUAUUCUUGAAGAAACAAUCGGUGAUCUAUUCAAAAAAUUCGCCAAUAAAUUGUGUCACAAAUUUCCGAUAGAGGAUUUUCUACUAAUUUAAGUAUAGGAAUUAUCGUGCAUU